GAGAGAGCCGGCUAAACCUCACCAACAGUCACUCUAAAACCUUGAUAUGGAUGCCACAGAGUUCCGAAAAAGAGGAAGAGAGAUGGUGGACUAUAUUGCAGAUUACCUUGAGAACAUAGAGACGAGGCCAGUAUAUCCUGAUGUGGAACCAGGCUACUUGAGGGCCCUAAUCCCAGAUUCUGCUCCUGAAGAACCUGAGAGAUUUGAAGAUGUUCUUAAAGAUGUUGAAAAGAUCAUUAUGCCAGGGGUGACUCACUGGCAUAAUCCCUACUUCUUCGCCUACUUCCCUACUGCCAACUCCUUCCCAGCUCUUCUGGCUGACAUGCUGUCUGGGGGCAUAGCCUGUAUAGGCUUUUCUUGGGCUGCGAGCCCAGCUUGCACAGAGCUGGAGACAGUCAUGUUGGAUUGGCUAGGGAAAAUGAUAAACUUGCCUCUGCAGUUUUUGGCUGAAAAUGGUGGAAUGGGAGGUGGAGUGAUCCAGGGCACAGCCAGUGAGGCAACCCUGGUUGCAAUGCUUGCAGCCCGAACCAAAGCGAUCCAUCAUGCCUUAUCGGAAAACAAAGAACUGACUCAGGGAGACAUCAUGGGCCGGCUAGUGGCUUAUACCUCUGACCAAGCUCAUUCAUCAGUGGAAAAGGCUAGCUUGAUUGCUGGAGUGAAAAUUAAAGAGGUCCCCACAGAUGACUCCUUUGCUGUACGCGGGUCAGCUCUAAGGAAAGUUCUAGAGGAGGAUAAAGCCGCUGGUCUCAUCCCAUUUUUCUUUUGCGCAACGCUCGGAAGCACGCCGUGCUGCUCCUUUGACAAACUGUUAGAAGUGGGCCCUAUUUGUAACAAGGAGAAUAUUUGGAUGCACAUUGAUGCGGCUUAUGCUGGGAGUUCAUUCAUCUGCCCUGAAUUCCGCUAUCUUCUCAACGGAGUGGAGUUUGCAGAUUCAUUUAACUUUAACCCGCACAAAUGGCUCCUGGUGAACUUUGACUGUUCUGUUAUGUGGGUGAAGAAGAGGUCAGAUUUAACAAGUACCUUUAAAAUACAUCCUGUUUACCUGAAGCAUGACCAUGAGGAAUCUGGACUUAUUACAGAUUACAGGCAUUGGCAAAUCCCUCUGGGCCGACGAUUCCGUUCCCUGAAACUGUGGUUUGUCUUUCGGAUGUAUGGUGUGAAGGGACUACAAGACUACAUCCGCAAGCAUGUCAGGCUAGCGCAUGAAUUUAAGGACCUAGUGCUUCAGGAUGAUCGAUUUGAGAUUUGUGCUGACGUCAUACUGGGACUGGUGUGCUUCCGACUAAAGGGCACUAAUGAACUUAAUGAAGCACUUCUUCAACGUAUAAAAGAUGCGAAGAAGAUUCAUCUCGUUACAUGUUACCUGAGAGAGAAAUAUGUGCUGCGUUUUGCAAUUUGUGCCCGCACGGUGGAGUCUGCUCAUGUCCAUUUUGCCUGGAAGCACAUCACGCAGUUGGCAAAUGAACUUUUGAAAGCAUAGAAACAGCAAGAGUAAUGGCUAAAAACAGAAGAUUUGAUCCAAUGGAAGACUUAAGGAACAGUGAAACGUCAAAUUGUAGUAGUGAAAUAUUGUGUGUCUUGGCAUGUCUGAUACUUGCAAAACUACCAGCAGCAAACUGCGCUGUAACCAAAUCCAGAGAGU
Molecule: messenger RNA, 1642 nt
Organism: Elgaria multicarinata webbii
Lineage: Eukaryota; Metazoa; Chordata; Lepidosauria; Squamata; Anguidae
Gene: DDC
Product: dopa decarboxylase
Exons: 14
Coding region: 47-1480 (477 amino acids)
Biological process (GO): serotonin biosynthetic process; amino acid metabolic process; catecholamine metabolic process
Cellular component (GO): cytoplasm
Molecular function (GO): pyridoxal phosphate binding; aromatic-L-amino-acid decarboxylase activity
Source: RefSeq, a predicted model, not a curated record